AUGGGGCCCCCGGGCAAUAGGGGAUCAUGGGGCCCCUGUGUCCUUGCCAAAACUCAAAAAAAGCCUAUGAAAAAGGUAUUUAGCAGUUUAUAAUGACUAAAAUUGCAUUUCCAUGCUCUGUGCGCUAUGAGAGACCAGAUAUAGUGAGUGCAGGGUCCUGGGUUUGGUAAAACUUUAACCACUUGCCAGGGGCGGACUGACAACUCAUGGGGCCCCCGGGCAAUAGGGAUCAUGGGGCCCCUGUGUCCUUGCCCAAACUCAAAAAAGCCUAUGAAAAAGGUACCAGGGGCAUCUCAAGGGGCCCCCUACUGACCCCGGGCCAUCGGGCAGUGCCCGAGUUUCCAAAUGGUCAGUCUGCCCCUGCC
Messenger RNA from Staurois parvus, 365 nucleotides. The record is from the annotation of a GenBank genome assembly. Lineage: Eukaryota; Metazoa; Chordata; Amphibia; Anura; Ranidae.